AUGCGAGAUUUCGUUUUAUUCUUUUUCAUUGCUUUGAUUGGAUUGGCGAAUGGAGAUGAAGAAAAUGAAAUUCUAGAAAAGUUGGAAUUUCAAUUCGAGAAGCAUCCACAACCAUUUAUCGUGAAAAAAGAUCUGAAAUUGUUGAACGAGAACAAUGGAAGUAUUCAAUUGACAUUCAGAGCAAAUGAGGGUUACAAUGAGGAUCUUGGUGAAUACAUCAACAAGGCUUUAAGAGUGAAGCUGGAGAUCGAAAAAGAGCAAUCCGGGAAAAUCUAUAGAGAUUUAGCGUUCACUGACUGGUCGGAAACGCGACAAUUUGAAAUUAUUGGCAACUCGUCGGGAAAAGCGCACGAGUUUUUCUACAACUCUGGCAUCCUCUAUUUCAGAUAUAAUGAAACGGCUCCAAAUUUCACGUUGACUGUCACAGAGAUACCGUUUCUUCAUGGUUGUGAAUGCAGCGGUUUCUCGUACGAAUACCCGGAUGGAAUCCGAAAUCCGACACAAUUCCCAGGCGCCAUUUUGACUCUUGACAUUCCAAAGAAUUGUACAAUGAUCAAGUGUGGAUGGGCUUCGGAAAGCGAUAUGAGAAUGGGGCAAGAGAUCGAUUUCUCAUUCCUUGGCGCUUACGACAAAAAUGAUCGUUUCUAUAUUCGAAACUCGAAUGGGACGACUAGUUUGUUGCCCGAAUCGGGAAGCUUCAAACGUUUCAAGAUGAUGAUCAAUGAGCCAUUCGAAAUCUAUUUCAUUAGCGGACCGAAUCCAAGCCGAGAUCGACACAUGAAUUUCCAAAGUCGAAGGAUCGGAAGAAUGGAUCAACGGAUGAUAUUGGGAAAUGGAUCGGGUCACGACACACAUAAUUCGCUUGACGGUGUGCUCGAGAGCCGAGAGCUGCAUUAUCUACAAAGCCAGAUGCAAAACGCUCCUUUCAAGUUGCCAACUUCGAACAUGGAUUCGGCGAUCAGCUCGCAAGCGAGCCUCGCUGGAUAUCAGAAUCCGAUAUUUGACACGCCACCAUCGCUUUACAAUUCUCCACAAUUCAACUCGGUGUUGAAUACUCCAAUAGUGACUUCACUCCAGUCAAACAUUGCUGUCGCUUGUUGCGUUUGUAGUACCGAAUGUGGACGUGGACACGGAUUUCAGCUUAGUACUUGCAAUCAUAUUUAUUGUAACAAUUGCAUCUCGCUUACGAUUGGAAAACACGGACGAUAUUGCACUCUCUGUUUUGCCACCAAUAUGGCUCUUGAAUCGGCUUACAUGCGGCAGCUUCCCACUCAUGGUGGUACAGAAGAUUUGACUUCGUUGUUCUCUUCGCGGCUUCCGUUGAAUGAUGUAUUGAUGAGCAAGCCAUCUUCUGCUCUUCUUGAAACCACUUUGGCUAAUCAUGCUCCAUUCUCGCAGCGCUUUGAUUCAUUGAAUAAGGAAAUCUCAAAUCAUCAUCUCUUUGAUGUUGAUCCUGAGCCAAUUCGUGCUCCGGUAUUCUCGCCAUCAAAAACCGCUCAAAAAUCGCGCGUUUGUGCUGGAUGUCAUGAAGGAGCUGCUCAAUAUUGCGAAAAUUGUCAAGAAUCGCUCUGUGACGACUGUGUUUCUGCGCAUCAAAGGGUCCGCUUCACUCGAGACCAUCAUAUUGUCCGUUUGCCCGAGCGUCGCGAGUGCAUUAAGGAGACAGCUGAGGAAUCGCAGCCACAAUUUAUUGCCGUCAAGCUUAUUCAACCUGAUGGUUCUCCACUCGAUCUUGCAAUCACUGAACGAUCGGUGGGCGGCGUCUCACUUAACUUUGUCCCUAAACUGAAGGGAGUUCAUAAUCUUUAUAUUCAACUUCAAGGAUCCAACACCAAGGGAGCUCCCAUUCAAUUCGAAGUGCUUCGUGGAAGAAACUACAAAGAAGUUGCGGACCGUGGAGAACUGUUUCAUUUUGGCAAAGAAGGCAGCGAGGAUGGAGAGCUUUGUCGCCCAUGGGGAAUUUGUUGUGAUCAAAAGGGUCGCAUCAUUGUCGCUGACCGAAGCAAUAAUCGCAUUCAAAUCUUUGACCCAGAAGGAAAGUUCUUACAAAAAUUCGGAAUGGGUGGAAAUCGGCCAGGGCAGUUUGAUCGCCCUGCUGGUGUUUGCGUUAAUACUCACAACCAGAUUAUUGUUGCCGACAAGGAUAAUCAUCGUGUACAAGUCUUUGACAAUGAUGGAAAUUUCGUCUUCAAGUUUGGUGAACGUGGCCGCUCGCAAGGAAUGUUCAAUUACCCAUGGGGAGUCGCUACAAACAAUCUCAAUGAGAUAGCUGUGUCGGACACUCGCAAUCAUCGUGUUCAGAUCUUUUCAUCACAUGGAGAGUUUCUUCUUAAAUGCGGCUUUGACACUGCUUACUUCUACAAGCACUUGGACUCCCCGCGUGGUGUUUGCUACUUGCCAAAUGGACAACUGCUAAUUACCGAUUUCAACAACCAUAGAGUUGUCUUGAUGGGUCCAAAGGGCGGACCUGACAUGAAAUGCUAUGGAAGCGAAGGAGAUCAAGAAGGCUUAUUCUUACGUCCUCAAGGCAUUGCUAUUGACAUGGAAGGACAUAUACUGGUCUGUGAUUCACGCAACAAUCGUGUUCAGGUAUUUGCAAGUGACGAUAUGCGUUGUGUUACCGUGUUUGGAGGAGCCAAGUUGGCCCUAUCACCUACUACAAGCCAUGCUACUAAAUCACCAACGCAGGAUAUCAACUUGCUUGCUAUGCCUAUGCCACCAGUUACGUCAAUGCAAGGAACACCGUUGUCGCUUGAUUUCACCUCUCCUCCGCCAACGAAUCCAUCGAAGGGCAAACCACCAAUGAUGCAAUUUGGCUCGAAUACUACGCAAAGUGAGACAGCUGUUGGAUCGUCGCUUGCUCUUCUUGAUCGUCCGACCGACUUGUGCAUUGGACUUGAUGGACGAAUCUAUGUUGUCGACUUCGGAAACAACUGCGUCCGUGUCUUC
Messenger RNA from Mesorhabditis belari, 2949 nucleotides. The record is from the annotation of a GenBank genome assembly. NCBI's taxonomy places the organism in Eukaryota, Metazoa, Nematoda, Chromadorea, Rhabditida, Rhabditidae.